Messenger RNA from Pezoporus occidentalis (night parrot), 1970 nucleotides. It is a transcript of the gene LIME1, whose product is annotated as Lck interacting transmembrane adaptor 1. Gene Ontology annotation, molecular function: protein kinase binding. The record is from RefSeq and is a predicted model, not a curated record. Gene Ontology annotation, cellular component: B cell receptor complex. The transcript is spliced from 6 exons. Bases 350 to 1321 code for a protein of 323 amino acids. Gene Ontology annotation, biological process: T cell receptor signaling pathway; B cell receptor signaling pathway. NCBI's taxonomy places the organism in Eukaryota, Metazoa, Chordata, Aves, Psittaciformes, Psittacidae.
UGCAGAGCCCGUCCCUGGGUGCUGCUGGCAGCCAGGGCGGGGAGAAAGCAGCCUCCCAUUGGGUGCAGCAGCCACCUCGGCAGCCCAGGAAGCUGUGGUGUGCGCUGCAUGGUAUCUGCUCGGAGCCAUCUGCUCUGGAAGGAGCUGAAGAGGAGCGGGAGAGCUCACAUCGAGAUGUUCCAACUGGGGGGGAGCCCCUAAUGAGGAAUAACGUUGGGAUAAAAGAAGCCAAAUCCUGCAGGUCGGGUGCAAAGGGGAGAGCAUGGUUGGAUCCCUGCCCUUCACAGGCACCAGCCUUUGAGCCUCUGCGAGAGCUCGGCCCCACGGCGGUGCUGGAAGCGGCUGCCCCAUGGCUGCAGCGGGGGGCGAGGGGCCGGAGGGGACCCCGCUGCUGCCAGCGGGUGCUGCCCUGGCCCUGCUCGGUGGCCUGGUCUACCUGGGCGCCCUGUGCGCUGCCUGCAGACGCAAGAGCAGGAAGAAGCAGCUCCCUCCGGACGGGGUGAAGCUGGUGGAUGAGUCCCUGCUCAGACAGACGCAGCUGCGGUCGCUCAGCAAGUCGGACACGAAGCUGCACGAGCUCUACCGGGUGAAGGCCGGAGGCCACGCCCAGCGCCCGGCCAGCCUGGACUUCACCAGCCCCUCGCCCGCUGACCCCCAGCACGGUGCCGGCGUCCUCCUGCACCGCGAGCUGCCGCAGAUCCCGGUCCCCGAGCCCCCGGACCAGACCUACUCCAACCUCCUCUUUCCCCCGCGGCGGCGCCCGGCCCCCGACACCGUCUACGAGUGCGUGGCCACGGGGGGAGAGGAGCCCCCGGUGUCCCCGCCUCGGGCUGUGCAUGGGGCGGCCGAUUACGCCUGUGUGCGCAAGGUGAAGAAGGGGAUGCCCGCGGAGGAGCAGGAUGCGGCUGCAGCCGUGGGGCCCCCCCAGGCGCUGCAGUGCUGCGAUGGCUCAGGAAGUGCCCCCCAGGCGAAGCUGGAAGAGAUGUACUCCACUGUCUGCAAAGCCACCAAGAAGAAAACCCAGGUCCCUGCAUCACCCCCAGGGGAGGAGGGUGCCCAGGCCCGGUCCUGGUCCCCGGCAGCCCAUGGCCCUCUGGACCCCUGCUAUGAGUCCAUCAAUGACAGAGCCUGGACCAUUCAGGGCCGAGGCCCCGACCCGGACUAUGAGGCCGUGGAUGUCAACUGGAAGAGGGCAGCAAAGCGGGACAAGGCCCCCGAGAACCUGUAUGAGAGCGUUGGGGACAUCUGGGCUGGGGGGUCCCAAAGAGCUGCGGCCAGGAUGGCGUCCAAUGGCCUGGAAGUGUACAUCACCAACCUAUAGCACCCCAGCGUGCUCCCACCACGGUGGCUUCCCAUGGGACCGGCCUUCCAGGGGCUUGAACCCCCCCCGGGAUGGGCACACUUGAACCCGUGCCCACUGGGGUGGCUGCAUCCCCACAAUGGCUUUCUGUAUGUAUUUUAUAUUCCUUUAAGCAUCCUUGUCCCAUCGUGACCCAGGUUGAUGUUGGGUGCCCUGGGAUGGGUGGUUUGGGGGUGCUGGGUGCCACAUGGAGCCCGGUGGGACAGGGAUGGUGCUGCCAGCACAAUGGGAAUGGGGUUGGGACUAGUCAUGGUGGUGGGGUCAGCCCUGUGGCUCUGUGCUGCAGGAUCAGGCCCUUCAUCACUGGGGUUAUGCUGUGAGUGAGGGGUCUCCAUCCUCCUCCCUCUGCCUUGGAGGGAGCAGGGCCCCAUCCAGCCCCCAGGAAGCCCUGAGCAGCUUCACUCCCAUCACUGAACACCCCUGGUUAUGGGGACCAGGGGCCAGCCCUGUGCCUUGGGGCAGAGCAGGCUGCAGGCUCUGCUUUGUCCCUGUCACCCAUUCCCACCUUAUGGGUCUGUACAAGAGUGAGGUGCCUCCAGAAGCUGCCAUCUCCCAAACCACCAUUAAAAGGCUGAGAUGGGGUUAUCCGUGUCAGGAGAAAACACUUAAA